UCAGCGCGGGUUUCAACGCCGUCUUCCCUCCAAACCAAACCCUCCUCCUCCCUUCUCCGCCGCGACGUACGACGAGAAGAGAGGAGAAUCGCCGCGACUCGACGCGGCGGCGGCGGCGGCGGCGGCGGACAACUCGGCGAGAGGUCGCCGGCUUCGUUCGGCUCGCCCUGCCAAAGCCAUGGCCAAGCCGGGUAGCGGCGGUGGCGCCGAGGCGCACGCGCGUUCGAGGAAGUACGACUACGUCGAGAACUCGAACCUCGUGCUCGGCUCCGGCUCCGGCUCGCGCCCCCGUGGCGGCGCGGACGAGCACACCGGCGAGCCCGAGACGCUCCGGGGCAGGAUCGACCCGAGGAGCUUCGGCGACCGCGCCGUCCAGGCCAAGCCCCCCGUCGAGCCGCCGCGCAGGAGGAAGGCGCGCGACGCCGCGGACCACGACAUCGGCCACCGCCUCGACGCCAAGCGCAGGCGCCGCGCCGCCUCCGCCUGUACCGCGCAGCGCGAGGUCAGCGUGCUCACGCUCAUCGACGACGUCGUGUACAGGCCCCGGACCAAGGAGACGCGAGCCGCCUACGAGGCCCUGCUCAGCGUCAUCCAGCGGCAGCUCGGCGGCCAGCCUCCUGACGUGCUUGGCAGCGCCGCCGACGAGGUGCUUGCCAUCCUCAACAAUGACAAGAUCAAGAGCCCUGAGAAGAAGAGGGGGAUCGACAAGUUCCUCGACCCCAUCUCCGACCAGAUGUUCCACCAGUUCGUCUCCAUCGGUAAGCUCAUCACAGAUUUUCAUGAUACUGCAGUUUGUGAUUCAGCUAGUGAACUGGAUGAAAAUUUCGGCGUUGCUGUUGAGUUUGAACAGAACGAAGACGAUGAGGGAAGUGAUUCUGAUCAGGUACUAGAUGAUUUGGAUGAGGACGACGGCGACACCAUGCUGAAUGCUGCUGGUGCCAUGCAAAUUGGUGAUGAGUUAGACGAUGAUGAUAUGCAUAACUCCAAUGAGGAGCUGGCCAUAAACGCACAAGACAUUGAUGCUUACUGGCUUCAGAGGAAGGUAUCACAGGCAUAUGAAGAUAUUGAUCCGCAGGUUAGCCAGGAGCUUUCUUUGGAGAUCAUGAGUUUUCUUUCUGAGAGUGACGACAAGGAUGUUGAGAAUCGGCUUGUCACGCUAUUGGGCUAUGACAAUUUUGAUUUCAUCAAAUUGCUGGUGCGGAACCGACUCAAGAUAUUCUGGUGUACUUGUUUGGCAAGGGCUGAAGGUCAGGAAAAGCGGAAGAUGAUAGAAGAGAAUAUGCUGAGUGACCCAACAUUAAGUCCAAUAUUGGAGCAGCUGCAUGCAACGAGGGUGUCUGCAAAAGAUAGGCUGAAGAAUAUGGAGAAAAGCAUCAGGGAUGAGGCCAAGAGGCUUACCGAAAAACAAAAUGCUGGCAUUAAUGGUGCGAGGGAUCAAAGGGUAGUUAAGCGGGAUAUGGAGAGUGGAUGGUUGAAAGGCCAGAAGCAGCUGCUUGAUCUUGAGAACCUAACCUUCCACCAAGGUGGUCUCUUGAUGGUUAACAAGAAAUGUGAACUUCCACCAGGAUCAUUUAGAACCCCUCAUAACGGGUAUGAGGAAGUCCAUGUGCCAGCACUGAAAGCUAAGCCAUAUGAAAAUGGAGAGAAGGUUGUCAAGAUAUCUGAUAUGCCAGACUGGGCUCAACCAGCUUUUGCUGGGAUGACACAGCUGAAUAGGAUUCAAAGCAAGGUUUAUGAUACUGCCCUUUUCAAACCAGAUAAUAUUAUUCUCUGUGCACCAACAGGUGCUGGGAAAACCAACGUGGCUGUGCUUACAAUCCUUCAGCAGAUUGGCUUGCACAUGAAAGAUGGAGAGUUUGACAAUACCAAAUACAAAAUUGUGUAUGUAGCCCCAAUGAAAGCUUUGGUUGCUGAAGUUGUUGGAAAUUUGUCAGCACGGCUGAAAGAGUACAAUAUCACUGUAAGGGAACUCAGUGGAGACCAGAACUUAACCAAACAACAGAUUGAUGAAACACAGAUUAUUGUCACUACACCUGAGAAAUGGGAUAUUGUCACAAGAAAAUCAGGUGACAGAAUCUAUACUCAAAUGGUGAAGCUUCUAAUAAUUGAUGAGAUUCAUCUACUUCAUGACAACAGAGGGCCUGUUCUGGAGAGCAUUGUUAGAUCAGUCAGGCAGACUGAAACAACCAAGGAACAUAUCCGUCUAGUUGGUCUCUCAGCAACUCUUCCAAACUAUCAAGAUGUUGCAGUUUUCUUGCGUGUUCACUCUGGUGGUCUCUUCCAUUUUGAUAACAGCUACCGACCUUGCCCUCUUGCUCAACAAUACAUUGGGAUCACUGUGAAGAAGCCCUUCCAGAGGUUUCAGUUGAUGAAUCAGAUUUGCUAUGAGAAGGUUAUGGCUGCUGCUGGAAAGCAUCAAGUGCUUAUAUUUGUGCACUCGAGGAAGGAGACAGCCAAAACUGCUCGUGCCAUCAAAGAUAUUGCAUUAUCUAAUAACAAACUGACCUGCUUUCCAAAGGUUGAGAGCGCGAGCCUAGAGAUUCUUGCCGAUCAUGCAAAUCAUGUGAAAAGCAAUGAUCUUAAAGAUCUUUUGCCGUAUGGGUUUGGUAUUCAUCAUGCUGGGUUGACAAGGGUAGACCGUGAGCUCAUUGAGGGGCUUUUUGCUGAUAAACAUUUACAGGCGCUCGUUUCGACAGCGACCCUUGCAUGGGGUGUCAAUUUGCCUGCGCACACUGUAAUAAUAAAGGGUACCCAGGUUUACAAUCCGGAAAAAGGUGCUUGGACAGAACUGAGCCCUCUGGAUGUCAUGCAGAUGCUUGGUCGCGCGGGCAGACCUCAGUAUGAUACACAUGGAGAGGGAAUAAUACUAACUGAACAAAGUGAAUUGCAGUACUACCUGUCUCUGAUGAAUCAGCAACUGCCUAUUGAGAGUCAGUUCAUAUCCAGAUUGGCUGAUCAUCUGAAUGCUGAGAUCGUUCUGGGGACUAUUCAGAAUGUUCGGGAGGCAUGCACCUGGCUUGGCUACACCUACCUCUACAUCAGGAUGCUCCGGAAUCCAACGUUGUACGGUUUACCAGCAGAUAUUAUGGAAACAGACAAUACUCUAGAUGAAAGGAGAGUUGACUUGGUACACGCUGCUGCAAAUAUACUGGAUUGGAACAAUUUGAUAAAGUAUGACAGGAAAACAGGAUAUUUUCAGGUAACUGACCUGGGAAGGAUUGCUAGUUAUUACUAUGUUAGUCACAGGACUAUCUCAACAUACAAUGAGUGCCUGAAGCCUACAAUGGGUGAUAUUGAGCUGUGUCGACUCUUUUCACUGAGUGAAGAAUUUAAGUAUGUCAGUGUUAGACAGGAUGAGAAAAUGGAGUUGGCAAAGCUUUUCAAUUGUGUGCCUAUUCCUGUGAAAGAGAGCUUGGACGAGCCCAGUGCAAAGAUCAAUGUUCUACUGCAAGCAUAUAUUUCUAGGCUGGAACUGGAGGGUCUUUCCCUUAGUUCAGAUAUGGUCUACAUCAGACAGAAUGCUGGCCGUCUCCUACGAGCGCUGUUUGAGAUAGUUUUGAAGAGAGGAUGGGCCCAACUAGCGGAGAAAGCGUUGAAUCUUUGCAAGAUGAUUGAUAAGCAUAUAUGGAACGUCCAAAUUCCCCUGCACCAGUUUCCAAGUAUUCCAAAGGAAAUCUUAAUGAAACUGGAGAAAAAAGAAUUGGCUUGGGAGAGGUACUUUGACCUAUCAUCACAGGAAAUUGGUGAGCUAAUUCGUAACCCGAAGAUGGGGAUGCAGCUGCACAAGUGCAUCCACCAAUUACCAAAGCUGAACCUUUCAGCCCAUGUUCAACCUAUUACUCCUACGGUUUUGGGUUUUGAACUGACUAUAACAGCUGAUUUCCAAUGGGAUGAUGAAUUGCAUGGAUAUGUGGAGCCCUUCUGGCUUAUUGUUGAGGACAACGGUGGCGAUAACAUUCUUCACCAUGAGUACUUCAUGCUUAAGAAACAAUACGUGGAUGAAGAUCAUACACUUAACUUCACAGUGCCAAUAUAUGAGCCACUGCCCCCUCAGUACUUUAUACGCGUAGUAUCUGAUAAGUGGCUUGGUUCUCAGACAAUUCUUCCUGUCAGUUUUAGGCAUUUAACUCUUCCAGAAAAAUAUGCUCCACCAACUGAAUUGAUUGAUCUGCAGCCACUACCUGUUACUGCCCUGAGAAAUGCACGAUAUGAAAGCCUUUACUGUGCUUUUAAACAUUUCAACCCCAUCCAGACUCAAGUGUUCACUGCCUCGUACAACAGUGAUGACAGCGUGUUGGUUGCGGCGCCAACAGGCAGUGGAAAGACCAUAUGUGCAGAGUUUGCUAUUCUAAGAAACCAUCAGAAGGCUGUAUCUGGUGACAGCAACAUGCGUGUUGUGUAUGUAGCUCCUAUUGAAGCUCUUGCAAAAGAAAGAUAUAAGGAUUGGGAGAGCAAAUUUGGAGAAUUGGCGCGGGUAGUUGAGCUAACAGGCGAAACAGCAGCUGAUUUGAAGCUUCUUGAUAAAGGGGAGAUUAUAAUCAGUACUGCUGAGAAGUGGGAUGCACUCUCACGCCGAUGGAAACAGCGAAAGAAUGUGCAACAGGUCAGUUUAUUUAUUUUUGACGAGCUCCAUCUGAUUGGAUCUGAAAAUGGGCAUAUUCUGGAAAUCAUCAUCUCUAGGAUGAGGCAUAUGGCGAAUCAUAUUGGUAGUAACAUUCGGAUUGUAGCGCUUUCAGCAUCCCUUGCAAAUGGUAAAGAUCUUGGAGAAUGGAUUGGCACCUCCUCUCAUAGCCUUUUCAACUUCCCUCCAGCAGUGCGACCACUGCCGUUAGAAAUUCACAUUCAGGGUUGGGAUGUAGCAAUUUUUGAGGCAAGGAUGCAGGCAAUGUCAAAGCCAACAUACACUGCUAUAACCCAGCAUGCAAAGCAUGGUAAGCCUGCCCUGGUGUUUGUACCAACACAUAAGCAUGCAAGGUUGACCGCAGUGGAUUUGUGUGCACACUCAAGUGCUGAGAGUGGUGGAACACCUUUCCUUCUUGGGUCAGAAGACGAGAUGGAUACUUUCACUAGUGGUGUCAAUGAUGAAGCACUUAAAUACACUCUGAAAUGUGGUGUAGGCUACUUGCAUGAGGGCCUGAGCGACUUCGAUCAGGAACUUGUAACUCAGCUCUUUCUUGGUGGGAGGAUCCAAGUGUGUGUUGCAAGCAGCAAAAUGUGCUGGGGAAGAUCAUUGCCCUCUCAUCUGGUUGUUGUGAUGGGAACCCAGUAUUAUGAUGGCCGGGGGAACAGCCAUACUGAUUAUCCAGUCACUGAUCUGUUGCAAAUGAUGGGCCAUGCCAACAGGCCUCUUCAAGAUGACUCUGGGAAAUGUGUUAUAUUGUGCUAUGCGCCUCGCAAGGAAUACUACAAGAAGUUCCUUUUUGAGGCCUUCCCUGUUGAGAGCCAUCUCCAGCACUUCUUGCAUGAUCAUAUGAAUGCCGAGGUGGUAGCUGGUCUUAUAGAAAACAAGCAAGAUGCCGUGGAUUAUCUUACUUGGACCUUCAUGUACCGACGGCUUGCGAAGAACCCUAACUACUACAAUCUGCAGGAUGUGAGCCACAGGCAUGUAUCAGAACAUCUCUCUGAGCUGGUUGAGACAGUGCUGAACGACCUGGAAUCAACCAAUUGUUUGGCUAUCGAGGAAAAUAUUUACCUGAAGACCCUCAACCUUGGUCUCAUUGCCUCGUAUUACUACGUCACCUACACGACUAUUGAGCGAUUCAGUUCUAUGCUAACUCAGAAGACCAAGUUGAAAGGCCUCCUGGAGAUUCUAGCUUCUGCCUCAGAAUAUGCAGAUCUCCCCAGUCGCCCUGGUGAGCAAAAAUCCAUUGAGAGGCUUGUUCAUCACCAGAGAUUUUCUGUCGAGAAGAAAGUCAGGUAUGACGAUCCACAUGUCAAGGCCAACGCACUGCUGCAAUGCCAUUUCUCAAGGCGCACGGUGGAAGGUGACCUUGCAGCUGACCAGCGGGAGAUUCUCCUUCCUGCUCAUAGAUUGCUCCAGGCACUGAUCGAUGUCAUCUCCAGCAACGGAUGGCUCACCCUCGCUCUCAACGCAAUGGAGCUGAGCCAGAUGGUGACACAGGGCAUGUGGGAUCGCGAUUCCGUGCUGCUUCAGCUUCCACACUUCACCGAGGAGUUAGCCCGGAGAUGCCAGGAGAACGAAGGCAAGGCCAUCGAGACCAUCUUCGAUCUGGCUGAGAUGAGCACGCAUGAGAUGCAGGAUCUGCUGCAGCUACCAAGCUCCCAGCUGCAGGACAUCGUCGGAUUCCUCAGGCGGUUCCCAAACAUCGACAUGGCUUUCCAAGUUCUUGAAGGCGAUGGUGGCAGUGUGACCGUGCAGGUGACGCUAGAGCGCGAGAUGGCAGACCUGCUGCAAUCUGAGGCUGGUCCAGUCCAUGCCCCCAGGUUCCCAAAGCCCAAGGAAGAAGGAUGGUGGCUGGUGAUUGGUGAUCGCUCCACCGACCAGUUGCUGGCAAUCAAGAGGGUCAAGCUCCAGAAGAGGGCUCGAGUGAAGCUCGAGUUCGCUGCCCCUGCAGAAGCAGGGAGAAAAGAUUACAUGGUUUACUUGAUGUCUGAUUCCUAUCUGGGCUGCGACCAGGAGUACGAGUUCGCCGUCGAUGUCAAGGAUGCUGGAGGGGAUUGAUCUUCGAGAAUCGAGAUGGAGAUAGCUUUGUCCCCAGGUAUUCUAUGGAACUUGUUCAUUUCUUGAGAUGGAAACUGGAUUCUUGGUACGUUGCAAUUGUUAGAUAGCGUUCGACUCAAAUAUCUCCACGGCUUUCCCUUUUCUGUAUGUAUAUACACUUUGUGUAUCUUUACCUGCUUUUCGCCGGGCCUAUCUUUACCUGCUUUUCAGUGUAAAUGAACGAUGCAAGCGAAAUAUUACAAGCAACAAGUUCUUUGCGUGGCUUCUUGUUGCUGCUCCUA
Messenger RNA from Oryza sativa Japonica Group (Japanese rice), 6963 nucleotides. The record is from RefSeq and is a predicted model, not a curated record. NCBI's taxonomy places the organism in Eukaryota, Viridiplantae, Streptophyta, Magnoliopsida, Poales, Poaceae.